This is a messenger RNA of Dromaius novaehollandiae (emu), 3314 nucleotides long. RefSeq names its product signal transducer and activator of transcription 6 (gene STAT6). The transcript has 22 exons. The record is from RefSeq and is a predicted model, not a curated record. NCBI's taxonomy places the organism in Eukaryota, Metazoa, Chordata, Aves, Casuariiformes, Dromaiidae. Gene Ontology annotation, molecular function: DNA-binding transcription factor activity, RNA polymerase II-specific; RNA polymerase II cis-regulatory region sequence-specific DNA binding. Bases 198 to 2903 code for a protein of 901 amino acids. Gene Ontology annotation, biological process: cell surface receptor signaling pathway via JAK-STAT; defense response; regulation of cell population proliferation.
GCGGGAGCGGGGCGGCGGCGGGCAGCACCGCGGCCCCCUCGGCCCGGCGGAGCGGUUCCCCCCGGGCUCCCCCCUGCCGCUCCCAGCAGGGCCGGUGCCGGCGGCCGCCCCCGCGGCCGCCCCGGUGCCGGCGCCAGGGCUUCCCCGGCGACGCAGGAGCCGAGGUGCAGGCGGCCCGGUUGCCCAAGAGGCUCUGCAUGGAUCAGCGCUUCCUGCUCCUCCUCUUCCUCCCGGCACGGGUGACAGCUCCCAAGAUGUCCCUCUGGAGCAUCGUCUCCCAGAUGCCGCCAGAGGAGUUUGGCGGCCUCUUCGCGGAGUUCCCCCGCAGCCUGCGCUGCCUCCUGGCCGACUGGCUGGAGAACCAGCCCUGGGAGUUCCUCCACGGCUCAGACACCUUCUGCGCCAGCGUGGCCAGCGGGAUGCUCUCGGCCAUGCUGGAGAAGCUCCGGAGCGCCGCCGGCAGCGACGGGCAGCAGUGCCAGAUCCUGCAGCAAGUCAACAGCCUCGAGGUGCGGGGCCAGAGCACCUAUCGGCGCGACCCGCUGAGGCUGGUGGCCGUGCUGAAGGGCAUCCUGGAGGGCGAGAAGGCCGCGGUGCUCAAGAGGGACCGGCACCUGCCCCUCAGCUUCCACCGGCGGCAGGAGGAGCUGAAGUUCGGCCUGGGGCUGCAGCGGCUGCAGCACCGGGUCCGCGAGAUCCAGGCGCUGCGGGAGCGGAGCUCGCAGCUGCGGGACGGCGCCGGAGCCUCCCUGCCGCUGGCUCUGCGGGACCCGCAGCUGAAGACGGAAGGGAAGCCGCCGGAGAGCGAGCUGCCCGCCCUCGUCCUGGAGACCGCGAAGGAGCUGGAGGCGGCCAAGCAGCAGGUGCUGAAGAGGAUCCAGAUCUGGAAGAGGCAGCAGCAGCUGGCGGGCAACGGGGCCGCCUUCGAGGAGAACCUCACCCCCUUGCAGAAGAGGUGCGAGAGCCUGGUCGAGGUGUAUUUCCAGCUGCACCAGCAGGUGCUGGCGGCCAGCGCGGAGCUGGGCUCCGAGCUGCUGCCCCGGCUCCUGGAGCGCUUCACCGAGGUGUUGACCAGCCUGGUGAAAAGCUCCUUCCUGGUGGAGAAGCAGCCCCCGCAGGUGCUCAAGACCCAGACCAAGUUCCAGGCGAGCGUCCGGUUCCUGCUGGGCCCGCAGCUGCUGAAGACCUCGGCCAAGCCUUACGUGGUGCGCGCCGACAUGGUGACGGAGAAGCAGGCACGGGAGCUGGCGCUCAGCGCCUACAGCAACACGCUCAGCGAGAGCACAGGGGAGAUCAUGCACAACGUGGUGGCCCUGGAGACCAACCCCACCAGCGUGACCUGCUGCGCCAACUUCAAGAACGUGCUGCUGAAGAAGAUCAAGCGCUGCGAGCGGAAGGGGUCCGAGUCGGUGACAGAGGAGAAAUGCGCCGUCCUGUUCAGCACCACCGUGGCCCUCACCCCCAGCAACCUCACCGUCCACCUCCAGGUGCUGUCCCUGCCCAUCGUGGUCAUCGUCCACGGGAACCAGGACAACAACGCCAAGGCCACGGUGCUGUGGGAUAACGCCUUCUCCGAGAUCGACCGGGUGCCCUUCGUGGUGGCCGAGCGGGUGCCCUGGGAGAAGAUGUGCGAUACACUGAACCUGAAGUUCAUGGCGGAGGUGCAGACCACCAAGGGGCUCCUCAAGGAGCACUACUUCUUCCUGGCCCAGAAGAUCUUCAACGACCACAGUGCCAGCCUGGAGGACUUCCAGAGCCGCAGCGUCUCCUGGGCCCAGUUCAACAAGGAGAUCCUGCCCGGCCGGGGAUUCACCUUCUGGCAGUGGUUCGAUGGAGUCCUCGACCUCACCAAGAGGUGCCUCAAAAGCUACUGGUCAGACAGGCUCAUCAUCGGCUUCAUCAGCAAGCAGUACGUCUGCAAGCUCCUGAGCACGGAGCCCGACGGUACCUUCUUGCUCCGCUUCAGCGACUCCGAGAUCGGGGGUGUCACCAUCGCUCACGUCAUCCGGGGCAAGGAUGGCUCCAGCCAGGUGGAGAACAUCCAGCCCUUCUCGGCCAAGGACCUCUCCAUCCGGUCCCUCGGCGACCGCAUCCGCGACCUGGGGCAGCUCCGGAACCUCUACCCCAACACCCCCAAGGACCAGGCCUUCGGGAGUCACUACAACAAGGAGCAGACGGGCAAGGACGGCCGAGGCUACGUCUCCACCGCCAUCAAGAUGACAGUGGAAAGCGAAAGGGAGCAGCAGCUGCCGGGCGCCGCCGGGGCCCCCCCCGAGGCCGCCCCCACGCAGAUGUUUGGCCUGCCGGUGCUGCGGCCCGAGCUGCAGCACGAAAACCUGCAGACGGUGCUCAGCCCCAUCUGCCCCCCUGCGCCCUUCUGCCCCCAGCCCGGGCCCCCCAGCUACCCCACAGGCGAGGGCAGCAUGAACAUGAUGGUCUCCGACAUCGGGUCCUCCUUCCCCAGCACGUCCCCGAUGCUCUCGCCAGCCCUGGCCAUGGACCCCGCGCUGCCCCACUGCCCUGAAGCCUUCGGGAACCCGCCACUGUCCAUGAGCUUCAUGCCCGGCCAGUUCCUGCCGGCGGAGCCCCCGCAGCUGCUGCCCGGCGGCCCCUCGCCGGAGCCGCAGGACGAGGAGAUGCCCGAGAUGGGCCUGUUCCUGCCGCCGCCGCCGCUGCUGGAGCCGCCGCCGCAGGGCUCCCCGAGGUGGAUGGCGCCCGGCAUGGAGCUGCCGCCGAGCGCCGACUUCGAGCAGUUCCUGCAGGAGAUGUCACUGGAGGGCUCCUCGCUGGGCCCCCCCUUCGCGGCCCCCCCGCCGCGCGGCACCUACCCCAGCCCCAGCCCCCCGUGCUGGGGGCUGGCGGAGGCCCGCUGGGACGACGGCGUCCGGCCGGGGCAGGCGUGAGCCCCGCGGGGCAGCCGUGCCCCCGACGCCUCCGCCUCUGGUUUCCCGGACUCGAUGCAACUUGUGCCGGGGUGGAAACUCUGGCGGGGGAGGGAUUUUCCGCGGGGGGGGGCAGCGCUGGGUGACGCCCUGCUCCCCCCCCCACCUGCGUCUAUGCUGCACUUUGGAUACAGCUGCCGCCGGCGGGGCGCCGCGGCCGCGGGGGGGGCGCCGGGCCGGGCGAGCCGCGGGGGCGGCAGCCGUGCCCGGGGGCUGCCGCAGCUGGGGACACCGGCCCCGCACGCCCCGCGGCCCGGCGCCAGGCUGAGGCAGGGAGUGGGGAGCCUGGGGGUGUGGGGCAGGGAGAUAAGCCAUAAAAUAAAGUUUUAUUCCAAAAUAACAAAAUAAAUAAUCUACUGUACACGUUACAAA